Molecule: messenger RNA, 823 nt
Organism: Harmonia axyridis
Lineage: Eukaryota; Metazoa; Arthropoda; Insecta; Coleoptera; Coccinellidae
Exons: 2
Coding region: 108-743 (211 amino acids)
Source: RefSeq, a predicted model, not a curated record
UAUUCACGAAUAUAAGCCUGUACAAACACUGGACAGAUAUUUAUUCUAUUAUAUUCGAGACAAACAACAAAAAUUGUCAUUACACCAAAGUUCUCUGAGAAAUCAAGAUGAAGUUGCUUUCAGGAAUAUUCAUUUCCGCUGUUUUUAUUGGGAUCACACAAGGACAUAUCAUAGGAAUACUCAGAGAUUUCUCCCCAAUAAUCGCAGACAUAUCAGGCUCAAUUGACAACCUCUUGAGAGACACUGGAGGACUCAUUGGCCACACAUUCUCAUCAAUAGAUUCUGCAAUUGAGAGCGCUGAAGAUUCCAUUUCACAACUCAGCAAAAGCAUCGAGCAAAUCCUGGUAGGUUGCCCAGACGAUCAACAUAGUCAACAAUGCGCUGAAGAGCUAAGAGCAGUAUCUCAAGGCGUCAACAAUACCAUCGUCAAAAUCUGCGUUGAUGAAACCAGAAUCAGAAAUACCUUGUCUGCGAAAUUGGUCGAAAUAUCCAAAUUGAGAACUCAGUGCGAGAGCACGUUUACGCAAUGUUUGAAGACACCCCCUGUAGAUCAAUGCAUCCAAACUGGAAUCAACUCUGUGAAAACAGGUAUACAGGAGAAAGAAGUAACACUUAAGCAGGAUGUGGAAACUAUCAAAACUCAAGUCAGCCAAUGUGUUAACACCAGAGCAGAAAAAGUAUGUGGUACACUUCAAAAUGCAGUCGAUGAUUACAAAAGAUGCAUUGGUGAAGAAGAUGACUGAUAUCCAUUUGAAUGACCUCUGUUGUAUUAUUAACUGUACGUGACUGAUGUGAAAACAAUAAAUAUAAGAUUCGUACAUAA